Molecule: messenger RNA, 1602 nt
Organism: Epithele typhae
Lineage: Eukaryota; Fungi; Basidiomycota; Agaricomycetes; Polyporales; Epitheliaceae
Exons: 10
Coding region: 1-1602 (533 amino acids)
Source: RefSeq, a predicted model, not a curated record
AUGGCUCCUAAGCACUCUAGGCCCUCCUUGGACUACUUGGAUCUGGAUCAGCAGGAGAACAUAGGAGGUGUCUUUCUGCAGACUUCUGCUCCUCCCCAGGCUUCCAAGAGGGUUAGAGUGGAGGAUUGGGUAGAUGGGGAUGAUGAGGAUGAGGAUGAUGAUGAUGAUAAAGACUAUACUCCUGGCCCUGCUCAGCCUCCUGCUAAGCCUGCUGAGCCUGCUGAGCCUGUUAAGCCUGCUAGGCCUGCUAGGCCUGCUAAGCCUGCCAGACCACCCUUCAAGAAAUUCCUGCCCCAGCACCAGGUCAAUGAACUCCCAUCUUCUGUCAUAGACCCUGCCCACAUCGUCUAUGAUGAAGUGGAGGUCUUGGAGUGGGCAGCCCGAGGUCGAGCUAAAGCCCACGAAGUCUUGGACAAUGCUCCUGUCUUCCAGCUUCCAAAGCCAAUGAGGCUCUAUCCUAGCUCUACCACCAAGAAGGAGAAGUUGGCUGACAUGGAUGCAGAGUGGGAGAAGAUCAAGCCAAAGAAGUCUGUUGACUGCACCACCAUCAUUGAAGACUCGGAGGGGCAGCGGGUGCUCUACUAUCUUGGUAGGCGCCCUGAGACUGACACACCUGGGGAUACUCCUCACCCUAUUGAAUCACUCUAUGAAGGGCGCACGAAGAGGGAUGUUGAUAUUCUGAGAAAUAAGGGUGUCUCUAUCCAGAACGAUGCUCUCACUUUUGAUGAGCAGAUGAGGUUGCUGGCAGUCUGUCAGUUUUACACCUCCCAUGUUCAGCCUGUCCUUCCUGAAAAGGAUCGUCGUCACGAGGGGGAUCGAGAAGACAUCAACACUCACCUCUUUCGAUACCAACGAGGCAAACGGGAGAAGAAGAGCAAUGAGAGAUCCGGAGUGGGCCAUCUCAUUCAUUGCUGGACCCAGCAAGGGGAUUCUCACUUUACCCUCUCUGCUCCCUUUGCCGCGCACUUUGGUGCUCUGUUUGAGGUCUUCUAUCCUGAUCUCUAUCAACGCUACCAGAAGGCGUUUGAUGCAGGGAGCUGGAUCCCUCAUGACCCUGGACCUUGGCUUGGACGUGCCCUUGUCUGGAAACUCCCUCUCGACCUCCACUUCGACCAUGGUGACAUUGGGCCUACUCUCACUAUUCCCCUUGGUUUCUUCCAUAAUGGCGAGAUGGAGUUCCCUGCCCUUGGGGCAGUGUUUCAGUACCGUGCUGGAGACAUUAUCCUUGGCUGGGACUGCAAAUUUGCCCACAAGGUUCGGGACUGGAAAAUUGCUAGGCAUGCUCUAGGCCAAGAUCUCAGCCCUGAGAAUGGUCCCAAUGUCCAGUGCCCUGAGUGGUUCUCUGGGGGCCGAGUUGCCUUGGUUUUCUUCUCUCACUUGACAAACAAGAACAGAACAUAUAGCAGGAGUCCAAACAUUGUAGAAGCUAGGACUAAAGUGCUUACUAUGCAGAUCAAAGCCCAUACAGUUACAAUACCCUGUGUUAUAGCUGCCCUUCUGAAUAUAGUCAAGAUUGUAGUGACAGAGUACACACUAUCAUUCUACAUUGCUAGACCACCUGAAGAGGGAACUAGAGAGGACAAAGAGGUUGAAGUCAUAUAG